This is a messenger RNA of Cannabis sativa, 2586 nucleotides long. Its product is annotated as protein EXECUTER 2, chloroplastic. The transcript is spliced from 10 exons. Gene Ontology annotation, biological process: response to singlet oxygen; singlet oxygen-mediated programmed cell death. The record is from RefSeq and is a predicted model, not a curated record. Lineage: Eukaryota; Viridiplantae; Streptophyta; Magnoliopsida; Rosales; Cannabaceae. The coding region runs from base 165 to 2165 and encodes 666 amino acids. Gene Ontology annotation, cellular component: thylakoid membrane.
AUUUUAUCCAUCCAACCCAACAUAGCCAUCGCCAUCAACAUUAUAUUAACCAUUAUCAUCUUCAUCUGAUUUCCACAGGACACCACAUAAGUUGGUGCGACUCUCAAACACACAGCUCCGACUCCCAGACCCAAAGAGAGUGAGUGAGUGAGAGAUAUUUAGGUAUGGCGGUGGCCAAUUCAUGGGGAGUGGGUCAAACUAUGUCUGUUUCCCCAUUCAGACCCUUCUCUUGUUCCUCAGAUUUCUCCUCCAACAAGUCUAUCAAUAAUCGACUCAGUUUCGUUCUGGGUUGGGGUUGUUCUUUUCAAGCCAAGCCCCAAGUCUCCUCCCCAUCAUCAUCAUCCUCUUCUUCUUCUUCCUCUAAAAAUCGCAGGACCUCCAGUCUUCACUGCCGCUGCACUAACAGCUCUACCGACUGUAAUGGGUCUUCUUUAGAAUGGGAUUGGAAUAGGUGGAGUCGCCAUUUUUCUGAGACUGAACAAGCUGAGAGCUUUGCCUCUGUCCUCAAGUUUCAACUUGAAGAGGCAAUUGAGAAAGAAGACUUUCAAGAAGCUGUAAAGUUGAAAAUGGCCAUUGAAGAAGCUACGUCUAAGGACAGUGUUGCUGAAAUCAUGAAUCAGUUGCAGAUUGCAAUAGAUGAAGAACGAUAUCACGAUGCUUCAAAAUUGUGUAAACACACAGGAAGUGGACUGGUAGGUUGGUGGGUUGGUUACCCAAAAGAUUCUGACGAUCCCUUUGGCAGGUUAAUACACAUUGUCCCUGGAGUGGGAAGAUUUGUUGGUAGAAGUUACAGUCCAAGACAGUUGGUCACUGCAUCUUCCGGAACUCCACUUUUUGAAAUUUAUGUUGUUAAAAAUCAUGAUGACACUUAUGUUAUGCAGGUUGUGUACUUGCAACGAGCCAAAGGCAAUUCGAAAAGCCCUGCAAUCUCAUUAAAUAAACCUGUAAAAAGCCAAUCUACAUCCGAAGUUGAGAAUGAGCCUGUGGUAGAUGUUCAGGAAAUUGAAGACAAGGCAGGAAAGAGCGAGGAGAAAGGCCUUAAUAUUGAGGAAGCAACUGAGGAGGGUAUAAAAAGUGUGAUCAAUUUUCUUAAAGAUAAAAUUCCUGGGCUGAAGGUUAAAGUCAUGAAUGUCAAUGUUAAUGAGGAAGUGAUCGAGGAUGGUGAUUCGAUGAAGCAGUUGAUGCAAGAAAAUAAUGAGAAAGCAGAUUGCAGUGAUACUUCUGAAGAUGAAGAAAGUAGUAGCUUGGAUGAGAUUCAACCUGAUGAGGUCACUCUGGGAGGUAGUGAUACAACAGAAGAGGAAAAGGAAAUGGACAUGAAGCUUUUCAUCGGUGGAAUUGUACAUAACAUUGAAGAUACUUCCUCUAAGGAUGAUUACAUGCGUCACCCAGCUGAAAUAAAAGAUAUGGAGAGGGAUUCUUUUCUGUUGCAUAUUCCUGGCAGAAAUCUAGAUUCUGAUACCAAAGAGGAUAAAUUGUCAAAAGUCAAAGUGGCAGCUCUAGCAGCUCAAGGUGUCUCUGAGCUUAUGCCUCCUGAGGUUGCCAAGGCAUUUUUGAAGUCUGACAAGAUUUCUUCAAAGGUUUCAAGAAAUGUUCGUGAAAUAGUUAAACUUGCUGUCAGUCAAGCACAGAAAAGGAGUACGCUAUCUGAAUACACCAAGUUCAGUCGAAUUACCACUUGUGAAGGAGAUCUAGAUCCAUUCGAUGGCCUAUAUGUUGGUUCAUUUGGCCCGUAUGGCACUGAGGUAGUACAGCUGAGGCGUAAAUUUGGCCACUGGAAAGGUUCAGAUGCUAAAGACAAUAAUUCUUCAGAUGUGGAGUUCUUUGAAUAUGUUGAGGCAGUGAAACUAACUGGAGAUUUGAAUGUUCCUGCUGGCCAGGUGACAUUCCGUGCUAAAAUUGGGAGAGGGAACCGUGUUUCGAACCGAGGGAUGUAUCCAGAGGAAUUAGGAGUGGUUGCAAGCUAUAAAGGUCAAGGAAGAAUAGCUGAAUUUGGGUUCCGGAAUCCACAAUGGGUUGAUGGAGAACUUCUACAGCUCAACGGCAAGGUAACUAAACUUUACAAGCCGUUUUCAAACAAAAGACAUGGGAGGAAACAAAAUUGUCUUGUUCUUCUAUUGAAGCUUUCCAUAAUAAUCUCUGGAUUUUUUUUUGAACUUGAUUGAUUUAGGGUAUGGGACCAUUUGUCAAAGGUGCUGAUUUAGGAUUCCUAUAUGUUGUUCCUGAGCAAAGUUUUCUUGUGCUGUUCAACCGUUUGAAACUACCACACUGACAACAGAUAUCAAGCUCAUUCCCCAACUUCAUAGUACAACAGAUAUAAAUAUUUAUAUAAAGCCAGACACACCAGAAAAUUCUUAUCUGAGUGUUUACUCAAAAAAAGCAGUUUUCCCUAUUUACUACUUACUAUUUAUAGGUGCAUGUACGUAUUUAUUUAUUUAUUUAUUUAUUUGGAGUGUUCUUCGAUAGUCAUCAGAUACAUUCUCUUUUUCCUUCACUGGCUAAUUUGAGUGAUGUAUAUCAUUUUUGCUGACUUAAAAUGUAUAAUCCAGUAAUAAACUGCACGACUAGUUCUUUUUUUGUCACAAA